GACGCUCGAGGCGCGACCCGCGAGCUGUGUCUCCGCGGCGUUUGCCCCCGCGGUGCCCUGUGCGUUUGCUGGGCGCUCUCUGGGCUGCGUGUGGCCCCGCGGCAGGGCGCGGCCGGGGUCCCGGCAGUGGCGCGGCGACGCGCGGUCGACGACGGGAAACAUGAAAGGUGUUCAUUCGUCCCUGGAGUUAGAUUCCAAGGCCUCGAAGACUCGCAGCUCCGAAGCCCACCUGGAGAAGGGCAGUGAGCUGGCUGAGGCCCAGGCACAGGAGGACCUGGAGAGCUGGUCCUUCUCCAGCCCAAGGGGUGCUCUGCUGGCCCUGGAGGGGGACGAGGAGGAGGCUGAGGGUCCCCUGCGGGAGCCGGACCUGAAGGCAUCCUACGCCCAGCUGGUGGAGGGUGUGCAGGAGUGGUCAGACGGCUGCGUCUACCGGGGGCAGUUUGGGCUGGACAUGAAGCUCGGAUUCGGGGAGUUCUCCUGGCCCACGGGCGAGUCCUACCGCGGGCAGUUUUACCGGGAUCACCGCCACGGCUGGGGCACCUACACGUGGCCUGACGGCUCCAGCUUCACGGGCUCCUUCUACCUCAGCCAGCGAGAAGGCUACGGCACCAUGUACCUGAAGACCAGGCUUUUCCAGGGGCUGUACAGAGCGGACGAGCGGUUCGGGCCGGGCAUCGAGACCUACUCGGAUGGCAGCCAGGACGUGGGGCUGUGGUUCCGGGAGCACCUCGUCAAGCUGUGCCUCGAAAUCCCCGGCGGCUUCUCCAUCCUUGGCUUCCCCGAAUUUGCCCCUUUCCUCCUGGGCUCUCGGGCCAGGAUCAGUCUCCCCGACGAGGAGAAGAUGGAAUGGGGCCUAGAUGAGGGGAAGGACCCCUUUUUCUAUGAGUACAAGCGGUUUAUUCUGAAUGACGACCUGACGCUGCCUCCAGAAAUGCACGUCUACUCGACCAACAACGGCCACCUGCCCAUGACCUGCUCCCUCCGCAAGGAUCUGGACGUCCGGCUCCUCCUGAACGACCUCCCUCCGCUGGCCGAGGAGGAGGAGCCGUGGCCUGUCAUCAACGAGACCCCUCUGCUGCUCAGGAUGCAGAAGCAAGUGUACAAGUUCAGGAACAGGAAGGCCCACAGCAGCUGGAACAUGGGCGCCAUACUGGAGGGGCAGCGUGGCGGCUUUGCACCCGGGGGACCCAAGGAGCAGCUCUCCAGGGAGCUGAUCCUCAAGGCCGAGGCGGGCGACCUCCCCUGGAUCCGCGGGGUCCUCCGGGACAACCUGGCCAGCGCCGACGUGGCCGACGCCAGGGGCUACACCGUGCUGGCUGCGGCCACCGUAAGGCCCCAGGGGCCACUUGGAGGGCCGUGGGCGUGGGGGUGCUGCUGCCAGCAGAGGCUGGAUGUCUGGGGGGGCCUCCUUGUGCCCUGGGUCCCCGCGAGCCUGCCCGCCCUGCAGGUGCACUGCCACACGCACGUCAUCAGCCUCCUGCUGGACAGUGGGGCCGACGUGAACAGGUGCACGGACGACGGCCUCACCCCGCUCAGCAUCAGCUUCCUGCUCUACUACCCCGCCACGUCCUUCCUGCCCAACAUCGCCGAGAGGACCCUGCCUGAGCCCCAGGAAGGAGCCACGAAAGGGGCAUCUCUGCCAAGCCCGGCCAUCGUGUUGACCGAAGCAGCCCCUGAGGCUGCCUUUUAUGAGGAUGUGCUCCCAGAACCCAGCGGCCGGGAGCUGCGGCCGGCGGUGCCCCUCUCGGGCAGUGAGGACGACACCACCUCGCUGAGCCUGCAGCCGUCCGGGGAGUCCGCCGACCUGCGGAGCACGUCCAGGCCGGGCAGCGUCCACAACCUCGAGCAGGGCCUGGACGAGGCGCCCGGCAACCUGGACAAGUGCACGCUGUGCAGCUACGAGACCAACUUUGAGUCCAACCUGUGCGUCCACGGCUUCUCCAUCAAGCUCUCAGCAGACAUGCUGGAGAAGAGUGCCCAGGUCUACAGCAUGCUCAGGACGCCUUCCGUUGGCGCCAGCGACCACGACAAGGGCACCGUGCGGAGGAUGGCGCAGUCCAUGGUCCGGCACAGGAACAGGUGGCUGACCAUCAGGCUCCUGCUGCAGCGAGGCGCCGACCCCAACCUGUGCCGCGUGCCCAUGCAGGUCCUGUUCCUCGCCGUGAAGACCGGUGACGUGGAUGCGGUGAAGCUGCUGCUGGAGAGCGGGGCGAGGACCGACGUCCGGCUCCCCGCCCAGCUGCGGGCCCUGACCCCGCUGCACAUCGCCGCUGGCCUGCCCGGGGAGGAGGGCGUCAGGAUCACCGAGCUGCUGCUGCACGCCAUCACCGACGUGGACGCCCGGGCCGCCGACCAGCACGAGACCUACAGGCGGGACAAGCUAGACCUGCUGCCUUCGAGCCUGAAGCUCAGCAACGAGGCGGGCCCCCCCGGCAUCCACUGCAGCAGGCAGACGCCCUCCCCAGACGAGGGGGGCAGGACGGCGCUGCACGUGGCCUGCGAGCGGGAGGACAGCCACGAGUAUGCCAGGGAUGUAGUUCGGCUCCUCCUUUCCCACAGAGCGAAUCCCAACAUGUUAUGGAGUGGCCACUCUCCACUCUCCCUGUCCAUCGCCAGUGGGAAUGACUUGAUCGUGAAGGAGCUUCUGUCGCACGGAGCUGACCCAAACCUGCCGCUGACCCAAGGCCUCGGCAGCGCCCUGUGUGUCGUCUGUGACCCGACCUAUGAGAACCUGCGCAGCAUGGACAGCAAGCUGGCCCUGAUUGACCGGCUCAUCGCCCAUGGCGCCGACAUCCUGAGCCCUGUGACACUCAUGCAGGGCGACAAGGUGGCGGUGGGCACAGCCGUCGACUACGGCUACUUCAAAUUCUUCCAGGACCGGAAGAUCGCCCACUGCCCCUUCCACGCGCUCAUGCCAGCUGAGCGGGAGACGUUCCUGGCCCGGAAGAGGCUCCUGGAGUACAUGGGCUGUCAGCUGCGCCGCGCCGUCUUCGCCAAGGAGAGCCAGUGGGAUCCCAAGGUGCUGUACCUGAGCAAAAGAGCGGAGCUGAGCCCCGGCUUCAGGCUGAAGAAGAAGGGGGCCGCCCCGGUCGCGGUCCUGAAGCUGGAGGAGCAGGAGAAGAUCCCCUUCUUCAAGUUCUGCUCCCAGUGCGGCCGCUCGGUGGGGGUGCACCUCUCGCCCUGCACCCGCUGCUACGGGGUCCUCACCUGCAGCAAGAACUGCAAGAGCAAGGCCUGGAGCGAGUUCCACAGGAAGGACUGCGGCGCCAUCGUGGGCCUCGGGAAAGUGCUCAUGAAGAACUUCCAGAAAUCCUUCUGGAAGCCCCCGAAGAAGGCAACCAGGGCAGUGCCCCGCAGGCCAGGCAGCCUGAGGCCGCCUGUGUGGGCUCAGAGCCAGUACUCCACCUACAGCGACGCCUGAGCCGGCCGGGGAGCCUUCAGCCACCUCCUCUGCAGGGGAGGAGCUGCCCAUCCGCUGCACGAGGCCUGGGGUCUCUGCUUGGGCUCGGCCCCUUGGGGGAGCCACGGUCCGUGAGCUGCCCGCUCACCCCGUGCCUGGGACGAGCGCCAGAGCCUCACACUCAUGUGGGGCCCCACAGGAGGGGGUGCCCAGGGCGGGGGUGCCCUCAGCACCCCAGGGCCGGGAUAAUGGGGACACUGCCAACAUGUGGCCAGGCAGAGCUGGGCGGGCUGUGACUCCCAAUAAAGUGGCCUGUCAGCCGUCCACA
Molecule: messenger RNA, 3728 nt
Organism: Choloepus didactylus (southern two-toed sloth)
Lineage: Eukaryota; Metazoa; Chordata; Mammalia; Pilosa; Megalonychidae
Gene: ANKMY1
Product: ankyrin repeat and MYND domain containing 1
Exons: 17
Coding region: 161-3421 (1086 amino acids)
Molecular function (GO): protein binding
Source: RefSeq, a predicted model, not a curated record